GUCCGCACAUAGGCUUCCUGUAGUCGAAAGUCAAAUAGCUAACGGCUAACGGCUAGUUGCGUGCGGGAAAGAAAGUCAUCAUCGUGACGUUCACCAGGUAAAAAGAACGGAACCACCGCCUUCUUUUGAUGGUUCCGACCGCCUGAAGACGUCCGACGAAGUUGUUGGCUCUUUCGAUCCGUCUCCAUGGCGACGGAAGACUUUUACGAGGUGGAGAAGAUCGUGGAUAAGAGGAAGAGCAAAAAGGGGAGGGUGGAGUACCUGGUCAGGUGGAGAGGUUAUGGCUCUGAGGGUGACACCUGGGAACCUGAGAGUCACCUGUCCACUUGCAUGGUGUACGUGCACGAAUUUAAUCGCCAGCAGGUACAGCGCCAGAGAGACACCACCUUGUUGCGCUCCACCCGCAGCUACCUUUGCGGCUCGGCCUCCAGACCCCACUGCGGCCCACCCCCAGACCCCAGCCAACCUCUGACCACGGGCCCGAAUAAAACCUCAGAGGGUCGGUCCUCCACUUUACUAAACAACCUGUCACACUCGUCGGUGAGUCCGAUGUCAGCACAUCUGGUCGGUCCCGCCCGGCGCAGCCUGGACUUCUUCAAAAGCGGGAUUAAGAUCCUGGUCCCCAAGAGUCCCAUGAAUAGCCACUUGGACUCCGAGGACUCCCCCAGCGAGGCGGCACACAGUCUGGACGUUGGAGCCCGUGACGCCCAUACUGUCGCCCCAGAGGUCGCCCUCCAGCAACCGACCGGGAUUCAGCUGGGCCCGGGGGAGGAGCGUGCUCGCAUGGGGAUCAGGUCACGCUGCCAAAACACCCAGGCCACGCCGCGCUUGCCCAUCACGCCUGGCGCCAUGUGCUCCCUUAGUGGGACAGGCGCCUCGGGAAUGAUGGAGGCCCUUACCGCUGGCAGGAUGUCUGGGCCGCAGAGCUCGGUUACCGUGGUGACGGGCGCGACAGCAAAGCGCCGUCUGGAGGAGCGCUGCGCUUUUGACAAGCGUUUGCGCUUCAGUGUGCGGCAGACCGAGAGUGCCUACCGCUACCGCGACAUCGUGGUGAAGAAACAAGAUGGCUUCACGCACAUCAUGUUGUCCACCAAGAGCUCAGAGAACAACGCCCUCAACCCUGAGGUGAUGAAGGAGAUCCAGAGCGCAAUGGCGACGGCGGCAUCAGACGACAGCAAGCUGGUGUUGUUGGGUGCCAUCGGCAGCGUCUUCUGCUGCGGCCUCGACUUCCUGCGCUUCAUCAAAUGUUUGACGGAAGACAGGAAGAAGGAGAGCAUCAAAAUGGCUGAAAUCAUCAGGACAUUCGUCAACACUUUUAUCCAGUUCAGGAAGCCCAUCGUAGCUGCCGUUAACGGGCCGGCUGUCGGCCUGGGUGCUGCCAUUUUGCCACUCUGUGACGUGGUCUGGGCCAACGAGAAGGCCUGGUUCCAGACGCCGUACACGUCUUACGGACAGACCCCCGACGCCUGCUCCUCCUUCACCUUCCCCCGCAUCAUGGGCCCGCCCUCGGCUAACGAGCUGCUUCUAAGUGGCAGGAAGUUGACGGCUCAGGAGGCGUGUUCUAAAGGAUUGGUGUCGCAGGUUCUGUGGACGGGAACCUUCACACAGGAAGUGAUGUUGAGAAUCAAAGAGCUGGUAGCAGUCGACUCUCUUGUUUUGCGUGAGUCCAAAGCCCUGGUGAGGAACACCAGCCGCAGUGCUCUUGAGCAAACCAACGAGCGCGAGUGCGAGGCCUUGAAGAGAAUUUGGGGCUCGUCGCAGGGAACCGACGCCAUUUUAAAGCACCUGCAGAAAAAGUCGGAGCUCUACUAGGACUCUUUUUAGGAGCAGAACUUGAUUGUAGGAGAACAAACUGCAGUAUGUGAUAAGAGCUAAGAUAGCUCAUUAGUUCACCUGAGUUUCCUCCAGCCCCGCAUGAAGGUCCUUAGAACUGGGUAGAAAUGACGGAAACUGCUGGCCAAUUGACUUUUGGGCGUGCUCCUGUCCUGUUUCAGACCCGGGCUAUGCUAGACUCACAUGGAUGCCAUAUCAUUGUGCCUUUUACUGAGAGUGAACUGUAACCUUUUGCCCUAAUCUCCUCUAACCUUAACAAGAAAUGAUGUUUUCAUCUUUUCUGAAAGUGAGUGCAGCUGGGAUAGGCUCCAGCAACCCCUCCCCCACCGCGAGAGGGACAAGGGGUAGAAAAUGGAUGGGUGGAUAAAAGACAUGAAGUGACGUCGACCCCUACCGUUAAGAAAAACACCAACUUGUUCUCAAGUUUUAAAUUAUGAUGAAAACUAUAUGAACCACCAGAUUAAAUAUGUUGGAAAGUCUCAGCCAUUUUCUAACUUUUUCAAAUGUAAAAUGUUUGCAGCAGUUUUUGGUCAUCAAAUAGAUGUCUAUAUUAGUGCCGUCAAACGAUUACAUUUUGUACUCAAGAUUUAUGUGGAUUUGGAUCAAUUACAAUUAAAUAUUUUAAUGUAAAUUAAUGGAUUUUGCAUUAACAAAGAGUGAAGAAACAAAGGACUAUUUAUUCACUUGACAUGUUUAUUAAACACCUUUAACAUAGCAAA
Molecule: messenger RNA, 2552 nt
Organism: Nerophis lumbriciformis (worm pipefish)
Lineage: Eukaryota; Metazoa; Chordata; Actinopteri; Syngnathiformes; Syngnathidae
Gene: cdyl
Product: chromodomain protein, Y-like
Cellular component (GO): nucleus
Molecular function (GO): transcription corepressor activity
Source: RefSeq, a predicted model, not a curated record